GGGCUGGCACGGGCACUGAUAGCGGCUCUUUCUUGCGCGCGGGCUUCUGGCCUUUGCCGCCUGUUUUUGUUUCCCGGGCGCGGGGCUCCUCUCUAGGGGAUUGUGUCGUCCCGCGCGCGUCACCAUCACCGAGAAGAAGGGCGGUCCGGGGGUCCGGGCUCGGAGCUGCGCUCUCCCCGGCACCGAGGCAGAGGAGCGGACCCGCGGGCACGCCGCGCCGGGCACUUGCGUCCCGCCCGGGAGCCAGAAGCUUAAGUGAAAAUGGUACGUGAAACAAGGAGUACUUCUAAAAUUCAAGAGCGUGAGCAGAAGUCUCGAGUUGAUUGGAAGCGGACUAAAAGGAGUAGCAUCGCACAGUUACUGGAUAGUGAUGAAGACCUUGAGAGUGAAGACUGCGAGAGCGAGGAAGAGAGCCAUAGUGAUGAAAGUUUUGACAGUGAUGAAGAGCUUGCUAGUAACAAAGGGCUGGAAGGUAAUAAAAAGCCCGAAGAUGAAAGUGAGGUUAAAGUUGAAAGUGAAGGAAACAACUGUGAGCAUCUCAUUGACACUGGCAGCAGUUCAACAAACGAAAAGAACGAAAGCAAUCAGAAUAAUAUUGAUUCAACAGACCGGGAAAAGCAUUCAAGUCAAGAGGAUGCUGAUCUCAACAAGCACACUGAACGAAUAAUAGCGGAGGAUUUAGAAGAAGAAAACGUAAAGCGAGGGAGGAGAAGAAGACACUCCUCGGUGAUGAGUGACAGUGAUGGGAGAGGCGACAGUGACGACAGUGACGUGGCAGUGAGGAAAGGAGGUGUUAAACGGCUGCGUCGAGUGGUUGAAGAUGAAUGUUCUCCUCCAGCGGAGCUGGAGCAGAAUCAACCCGAGAAAACAGCAGCUGCAAAAAAGCGAGAACAACUCCGGAAGCUGAAAGAGCUUUCAAAACAGAGAUCUCGUCAGAGACGUAACAGUAGUAGAGAUUUUGAGGACUCUGAAAAAGAAUCUUGCCCAAGCAGUGAUGAAAAUGAUGAAGAUGAGGAGGAAGAAGAGGUUGAUGAAUCUGAUGAAGAUGGAGAUAAUUACAUUAUGGAUGACUUUGUAGUACCAGAUGAGGAGGGUGAUGAAGAGAAUGAAAGCCAGCGAGGAGAACAAUUGGCUACAUCACAACUGAAAUCUAAUUCACUUUAUUCUUUUAGCGACCACUACACUCACUUUAAAAGAGUUGUGAAGGCUUUCCUGAUCAAUGCUUUAGAUGAAUCAUUCCUGGGAACAUUAUAUGAUGGCACCAGGCAGAAAUCAUAUGCACAAGACAUGCUGACAUCUCUUCAUUAUUUGGACAACCGCUUUGUCCAGCCUCGUCUGGAGGGCUUGUUCUCUAGGAGUCGUUGGAAAGAGCAGUAUAAGGAGCGGGUAGGAAGUUAUUCUGACGUGAGCAUCUAUCGGAAGAGUGCUAAAGACUGUUUCUGCCAGGCUUGCGGGUUGCAUCGCCACUGUGCAUAUUUAGUGAGCUUAUCAGGGAAGGAGUAUAACCCCAGGACUAUGAAAGCUGAUGAUUUCAUGCCAUAUGAUAAGCAGGAAUUUUUUAUUGGCAGAAUUUGUGCAAACCGAACCAGAGUUUAUCAUAAUCUGAAACAUUUUAAAUUCAAACUGUAUCAAGAAUGUUGCUCCAUGGUAAAUAUGGAAGAAGUUGAGAAUGAACAAGUUAAAGAAACAGUGGAAAGAAUUUUCAAUCAGUUGAAAGAAAAUGGCUGGAUUAAGGAGAAAUAUGGUCUACUUCAAAAAUAUCUCAGUGAUGCGGAUUACUUUCAAGAAGAGAAGUUUGCAUUGUAACACCUUUCCUUCAGAGAAGAUUUUAUAAAUUCCUGUAGAUGUGAAGAUCAUGGAUAUUGUUUCUCUGUAUCACGUGACAUAUUUAUAUAUUUUCUGUAUUUCUUCAUGGCAAAAUAUCUUGUUUAAAACAUGUUCGUCUUAAUUUCCAUGAAGUAUUAUUCUACAGUCCAAUAAAUUUUAUCUGCUAUCCAUAGAAAACAUAAGCCUAAUUAUUUUUAAAUGUAUUUGAAGUUAAUAACAAUAUCUUUAUAAUAGAUGAUUAUCAAUCAAGAAAUAAAUGUUCAUGUCCUGUCAAUAGAAAAAUACUGUAUUUUUAAAAUGUACUUAGACUAACAUCAACAUGUAUGUAUUGCUGACUAAUAUCUACAUGUACGCAUUCUGACCAACAUUAACAUGUAUGUAUUGCUGAAUCCCUGCCAGAUGUGUUUGCUAUUCUAUUUUGACUAAUGUAUUUUUUACUGCUAUCAUGUAAAUCAGUUGACUAUGGGAUAAACCUCAGUGUUUCAUUCAGUUUAAUGCCCUUGCCUCAGAAUCAGACUAUAGUAAUUUUUUUAUUUUUCUACAGUUUCCCUUAGAAAUAAAUUUUAGGCCUUCAGAGUUUUAAUCCUCACAUUCAGGAAUCAUUUUAUAAUAUGUAUUUUCAUGAUUCACAAUGUUUUCUUUUUUUCUGUUCAAUUUUGCCUAUGUGUUAAUGAUUAAGAUGUAUUUUAUUGCUUUGUAUCCAUAAUUUUAUAAUAUAAGUAUUUAUGUUAGGAUCAGAAGAUCUCAGAGAGAUUAUUCAGCCAAAAAUAUUUUAAAAAUAUACUUUGGCAUCUGCAUUGCUUUGCACAUCUAAAUGUUUCCAUAAUUUAAUAAAAGUGAAAUGAUUUUAGAGUGAA
Molecule: messenger RNA, 2684 nt
Organism: Pipistrellus kuhlii (Kuhl's pipistrelle)
Lineage: Eukaryota; Metazoa; Chordata; Mammalia; Chiroptera; Vespertilionidae
Gene: CCDC82
Product: coiled-coil domain containing 82
Exons: 8
Coding region: 262-1806 (514 amino acids)
Cellular component (GO): nucleus
Source: RefSeq, a predicted model, not a curated record